AGUCGAUCAGCUAACGUAAUCGUGAACGAACAAUCAACUGUUUUACACUGAUGUAGUUCCGCCUUAGCCCACUUGGACUUUCUGGUUGAAUAUUUCAUCUGUAGCCAGCUAAUUACCCUGUGAUUAACCGCAAACUAGACGCCAGUCCAACCCUCGCCGUGGAACCAAUGCAGCUCGAGUUGGUCUCUCUGAUUGUAAUUACGCCUUGGCGCGUAUCCAUACCCCGGUGACUCAAAUACCAUUAGACUCGAUGCUUGCUGUUCCUGGGACGCUGGUGAUGAAGCCGACCCAGAUCUAACUGAUAUACACUAGCGGAAUGCGAUUGAUUCGCAGGUAAGCACUUGAGUUACCUAGGAGAAAAGAAGAGACGCAUCUCUCAGCGUUUGUGGAGAAGCUGGAAACACGAUCGGAUCGUACCACUAUCCAUCUUCGUCGGAAAUUAACUUUAUAACUAUGGAAGGUAGAGACCUGGAUGGCGUUGAUAUCGACCGAAGUCACACUGCGGCAGCUGGAGUGAGUCGAAGAGCCGCUCCAAUAUAUAUACAUACACCUGGGACUAGCCCAAGUCAUGGAUAGGAAGGGAAACUUGAGCCAGUCACGUGACACAACGCGGGAAGGUGGAGGAGGACGAGACGGAGGGAGGCAGUUUCUGUCCCCGGAAACAACAAACCUUGACAGGGCCCCAAGCCUACAUGGAUUGCACGCUCAGAGCUCAACGGAAACAAGUGGAUUAGGAGAGACCAUAACUUCAGGAUUUUCUUCACAGGAAAGUAUACACAGUUUAAGAGGUUCGACCCGGACGAGGGGGGAUACGGGGGGAUUGAGUCUAACCCCCGAGGAAGCUGAAGCCCAUAGGCGUGAGUUACAAGCCCGGAGUACAGGCCGGGAGGAUAUGAAAACGGAUAGUAAGAAAAAUAGAGACCGGUCAAGGAUGAAUGACCAUUACAGUAGCGGCCCUGGCCACGCGAACUACAGCGAGUACUUCUCCCAGGGUACUGCUGUUAUGGAUACAUUGUCCCCGAUGGGGCUCCAGCGGGAGCAUAUAGAUGAGGAGUGGGACAAAAGAAGUGGGAGCCGGAGGAGCUCCGCCAUCAGCAGGUCCUCCCAGGGGGGCUCCACCAAGUCCAGGAGUUCCGUCAGGGCCAAGUUUCUUGGAGCUUCUCUUGGAUCCCAGUGGGCCAAAUGGUCACGUGACAGACGGGCGUCUUUUCGACGUCGUGUCGAAAUGAUAGAAAAUUCCGAACGGAAAAAGGAAAGGACUUCCACGCCUGUUAAAAAAGCAAGACAGGAAGGAUUAAAAUUUGUUCAUCCGGAUUUGGAACGGAAAUACCUUUCGGAAGAUGACAUCAAGGAGUUAAGGAGACAUAAACAGGAGCAAUACAACGCUUACCGGGUGAUAGAAAAAGGGAAAAAGAAAAACCGGUUUAAGUCUGAGGUUCAGCUGUCAAUGCAUCAAUGGCAUGUGCUUAGCGAGUUCUGGGAACACGAAGUGUUUGUGAGGUUACGUUGGCUGGGAGUGUUUGUCAGCAUGGUGACAGUCUUGGUGAUGAUCGUCAGCAUCACCAACUCCUACUGGCACUCGUACGAACUGAAUCCACCACACAGUGUCUUGAACUUGUCGAUACACGAAGGAUUGUGGGUAAACUGCACUAACGCCUCCAAUGCAACAUCACCUGAUUUUAUAUGCAAUGCAACGGAAGGGAGAGAUUGGCAGAAUGCUGUGGUGGGGUUGAUGAUAUUUGCCGCGACGUUUGGCUUCGUGGCGUCCAUGCUGUCUAUAUGCGGCGUAUGCACCACACCCCUUCCCAGGAAAAUUUACUACUUCCAUUCCGCUGGAGAAAUAUUCCUCGUUUGCGCCUUAAGUACGGGCGUCGCCUUGAUAAUCUUCCCUGUGGCAGUAGAACUAGACCACACCAUCCUCUCCCACCGGUACGGCAUCGGCUACGGCCUCGGCUGGGGAGGUGCCUUCUUCUUCUUUGCAGCCGCCAUAUGCAUGACCUUGGACGAGUUGGUGCGAGAGUCUGCGAGAGUUAAGUGUUGCAAGUGGUGUUGGAAAGGGAGCGGUUCUGAGAGGACAGAGUUGCGCCAAGUCUGAUAGAACGCUGCCUGUAGAGGCAAAAGGCGUAUAAAAUACUGAUGUGUGAUCACCUGUUCCAUCAUUCGUCACCACUCGUCCCUUUCCGUAAUCUCCAAGAAGACGGUUUGUCCCGGAAUGGUUGGUCACGUAUGAUGUUCCAUAGGUUCAAGACCGGACCAAGACAAUCCAGUUGCUUAUAACAAUCCACUUCUUGUCUGAAAAUAUGUGAGAUUUUGCUGAUCUUGAGUCAAGGAGAAACAUUAGGUUCGAGGUUUCGCAAGGAUAGAAAGUAAGAUGAGAUAAAAGAUUUUUAAACAGAUAUCAAGAUAUGGUAUUACGAUUCACAAAAAAGAUGUUUUGGAGCGACAAGAGAUGUGUGGAUUGUUUCGUUUUCAAUUAAAAUAGUUGUGUUUGAAAGCAAAAUGACGUCAUACAAAGACCUUAGUCUGGAGUUAUACGUUGGGAAAAGGUUUUCCGGGACAAGAUUCUUAUCAUUCGGAACAACUCGGAUCUUUCCGGGAGUUAUCGGAAAGAGACGAGUAGUGGCGAAUGCAACAAUUGCAGAGACCUUUUCAAAAUGGAUUGUUGAAUUUUGAACCCAGGAUGAAAUAUCAGAAUGUAAUAUUCGAAUUAAGCUACUAGGACGGUAUGGGACAGGAUACAGGUCCAUAAGGCUUACACGCAAACAGGAUACAGUACCACCGGGAUUUUACGUCAACAGGAUACAAACCCACUUGGCUUAAACGUGAACGCUAUAUACGUCUCCUGUGAUUAUACGUGAACAGGAUACAAGUGAACUGGGCUUAAACGUGAACAGGAUACAAGUAGCUGGGCUUAAACGUGAACAGGAUACAAGUCAAUUUGACUUGAACGUAAACAGGAUACAAGUGAACUGGGCUUAAACGUGAACAGGAUACAAGUGAACUGGGCUUAAACGUGAACAGGAUACAAGUCAGCUGGGCUUAAACGUGAACAGAAUACAAGUCAAUUUGGUUUGAACUUAAACAGGAUACAAGUCAACUGGGCUUGAACGUGAACAGG
Messenger RNA from Haliotis rubra (blacklip abalone), 3118 nucleotides. RefSeq lists its product as uncharacterized. The transcript has 5 exons. NCBI's taxonomy places the organism in Eukaryota, Metazoa, Mollusca, Gastropoda, Lepetellida, Haliotidae. Gene Ontology annotation, biological process: cell-cell adhesion. Gene Ontology annotation, cellular component: membrane; cell-cell junction. The record is from RefSeq and is a predicted model, not a curated record. The coding region runs from base 569 to 2095 and encodes 508 amino acids.